This is a messenger RNA of Macaca mulatta (Rhesus monkey), 5826 nucleotides long. It is a transcript of the gene TUBGCP6, whose product is annotated as tubulin gamma complex component 6. Gene Ontology annotation, molecular function: microtubule minus-end binding; gamma-tubulin binding. Lineage: Eukaryota; Metazoa; Chordata; Mammalia; Primates; Cercopithecidae. Gene Ontology annotation, cellular component: spindle pole; gamma-tubulin complex; microtubule organizing center. Gene Ontology annotation, biological process: spindle assembly; mitotic cell cycle; meiotic cell cycle. The record is from RefSeq and is a predicted model, not a curated record.
UCUUCACGCUCGCGCUGCUGUGACGCGACGGAGGCGGCGGGAGCGGGAGCGGUGGGCUUUUUCCACAGGUGACGCCUGGAGAACGGGUGGACGUGCAGGCCGGGAACCACCCGGCUGCGCCCCCAGACUCUCCGCUGCCCACGAGUCUCGGAGUGGCACCCUCUCCUGGUCGUCUCCUCUCGUGGGGCCCGAAGAACGGGGCAAAGCCGAGUUCGUGCGCUGUACUGCGCGGGCGCGCGUUUCGUUCUUCGGGUUUGCCAUGGUUCUGUGACUCCCUAAAGGUUGAGGGCUACUGAAUUGGAAGAAACGCCAAGCUGGCUUCUGGGGGGCUGCCGGGCGCCGGGCAGCGUGCUUGGGCUGGGGAGGGCAGGGCGUGUUUACUCUGAGUAGAGCAACCGCAAAACCUCCUUUAGAAAAUACCCGUUCUGAGCUGCGGCGUUGGAGAGGCCGCCUGUCGUUCAGCCCCUUCAGACCCUCUCUCACUCCGUCUUCCGGAGCGUGAGUGAAGCCCGGGUGAGGUGUUUUCCCACACGCCGGGGGCCCGGAGCUGAGAAGGGGCAUGGCCAGCAUCACGCAGCUGUUCGACGACCUGUGUGAGGCCCUCCUGCCGGCUGCCAAGACUCACCUGGGCCAGCGCAGUGUGAACCGGAAGAGGGCAAAGCGGAGCCUCAAGAAGGUGGCCUACAAUGCGCUUUUCACAAAUCUUUUUCAAGAUGAGACUCAACAGCUGCAGCCUGACAUGUCAAAACUACCAGCGAGAAACAAGAUCCUCAUGUUGUCCUUUGACUUGAGAGUGGGUGGCCUGGGCCCCGAGGCCGACCGUCUGGAGGAGCUUGUGGAGGAGCUUGAAGCAGCCCCUUGCUGUCCGCUUUUGGAGGUGGGGUCUGUUUUGGACCUCCUGGUUCAGCUGGCAGGGAGUGGUCCCCCUCAACUUCUGCCGAGAAAUCGAGACUACUUCCUUAACAACAAGCACGUGGGGAGAAACGUUCCGUAUAGCGGCUAUGAUUGCGACCACCUGAGUGUGUUUGAGACGGACGUUCAGUCUCUGAUCUCCAGAGAAGAGUGUUUGUGUCACAGCAUGAUCCAGGAAACACUUCAGGUUAUGGAGGCUGCUCCAGGCACCGGCCUGCCCACCGUCGGGCUCUUCUCAUUUGGUGACUCUUGUGGUGACAGGUUUGAGAGAGACACCCGGGUCUCGCUCUUCGGGGCCCUUGUGCACAGCCGCACUGACGACAUGGACGUCCGACUGGGCCUGCCCCCCGUGCCAGACAAUGCAGACCUCUCUGGGCUGGCCAUUAAGGUCCCACCGAGUGUGGAUCAGUGGGAAGACGAAGGAUUCCAGUCAGCAUCCAACCUGACUCCUGAUUCUCAGUCUGAGCCCAGCGUGACCCCAGACGUGGACCUGUGGGAAGCCGCACUCACCUAUGAGGCCAGCAAGCGGAGGUGCUGGGAGCGAGUCGGCUGCCCCCCUGGCCACAGAGAGGAGCCUUACUUGACAGAGGCGGGAAGGGACGCUUUCGACAAGUUCUGCAGGCUCCGCCAAGGGGAGCUUCAACUGCUUGCUGGGGGCGUCCUACAGGCCCCACAGCCCGUGCUGGUGAAGGAGUGUGAGCUGGUGAAAGAUGUGCUGAACGUCUUGAUUGGGGUCGUGUCUGCCACGUUUUCCCUCUGCCAGCCGGCCCAGGCCUUUGUGGUGAAGCGGGGUGUCCACGUGUCGGGAGCGUCUCCCGAGAGCAUCAGCAGCCUGCUCUCGGAGGUGGCCGAGUAUGGGACCUGCUACACGCGCCUGAGUCACUUCUCUCUGCAGCCGGUCCUGGACUCUUCGUACAGCAAGGGCCUCGUGUUCCAGGCCUUCACCAGUGGCCUGAGGAGGUACCUGCAGUAUUACCGGGCCUGCGUCCUUUCCACUUCGCCCACCCUGAGCCUCCUCACCAUUGGUUUUCUCUUCAAGAAACUGGGCCGGCAGCUCAGGUACCUGGCCGAGCUCUGUGGCGUUGGUGCUGUGCUCCCAGGCACCUGCGGAGGAGGCCCCAGGGCUGCGUUUCCCACCGGUGUGAAGCUGCUGUCCUACCUCUACCAGGAGGCGCUGCACAACUGCAGCAACGAGCACUACCCUGUGCUGCUGUCCCUGCUGAAGACCAGCUGCGAGCCCUACACCCGGUUCAUCCACGACUGGGUGUACAGCGGUGUGUUCAGAGACGCUUAUGGCGAGUUCAUGAUUCAGGUGAACCAUGAGUACCUCAGCUUCCGAGAUAAGUCGUACUGGACACAUGGCUACGUGCUCAUCUCCAAAGAGGUGGAGGACUGUGUUCCCGUGUUUCUGAAGCACAUUGCCCACGACGUGUACGUCUGUGGGAAGACCAUUAACCUGCUGAAGCUCUGCUGCCCCCGGCAUUACCUCUGUUGGUCCGACGUCCCCGUCCCCCGGAUCUCAGUGAUUUUCUCCCUCGAGGAGUUGAAGGAGAUUGAGAAGGACUGUGCCGUCUACGUCGGGCGCAUGGAGAGAGUGGCCCGCCACAGCUCUGUCAGCAAGGAGGAGAAGGAAUUACGUAUGGAAAUUGCAAAACAAGAAUUAAUUGCUCAUGCCCGGGAAGCAGCAUCCAGGGUCCUGAGUGCACUGAGUGACCGGCAGAUGUCAGAACGGAUGGCCUUGGACGCCCGAAAGCGCGAGCAGUUUCAGAGGCUGAAAGAACAGUUUGUGAAGGACCAGGAGCGACGCCAGGCGGCCAGGCAGGAGGAGCUGGAUGAUGACUUCAGCUACGCCCGUGAGCUCCGAGACAGGGAAAGGAGGCUGAAGUCCCUGGAGGAGGAGCUGGAGAGGAAGGCGAGGCAGGCGCUGGUCGACCACUACAGCAAGCUCUCUGCAGAGGCAGCUCGUCGGGAGCAGAAGGCGCUGUGGCGAAUCCAGAGGCACCGACUGGAGAGUGCACGGCUUCGUUUUCUCUUAGAAGAUGAGAAACACAUUCAGGAGAUGCUGAAAGCAAUGUCUGAGGCUCACCAGCCCCAGGAGCUGCCAGACGUCCUCUUGAGCGUGCACCCCCAGGUCGCAUCUCCGGGUCCUGAGGACCCAGAGGGAGACCAAGGCUGUGAUGCUGGGCCUGCGGAGCAACACUCAGCUGCCUGGGAUGGCCGGAACAGGCCAGGCCUGCCGACCCCACAGUCCCUUAAGCCUCUAGCAAUGGGGGCUGGUGGCACAGGGCUGCAGCAGGCGGAGGAGGCCGGACCCUUCUCUGACAGCCUCAGCAUUGGAGACUUCCUACCUGUGGGCCCAGGGGCUGAGCAGUCCGUGCAGACUGGCAUGGUCCCUCUCCUGGAGGCAGCGCUGCAGACCAUCAACUUGGACCUGCCCCCCUCAGCUCCUGGGGAGGCACCCGCAGCAGCCAGCACUCAGCCUUCCAGGCCACAGGAGUACGACUUUAGUACUGUCUUGAGGCCAGCUGUGGCCGCUUCACCUGCACCAGGACCCCUGCAGGCUGCAGAGUGCAACUUGGGCAGCUCAGGGCCACAGCUGUGGGAGGACAGUUGUGGGAAGCUGGAUGCCUGUGGCUCCACCUUGCAGGUGGCUCUGUCCCCCUCACACCCACCCAGGCGUGCCGCUCUGAAGGAGGGGAGCAGCCAGCCCGCAGAGCAGCUCUUCGGGCAUGAGUCAGGAGGUGGUCUUCCCACAGGGGGCUAUGCUUCUGAAACAGCUCUUACCCAGCCACAGUGGAACAUCCACGGGCACGUGUCUGACGCCAGCAUCGGGGUCGGGGAGAACGUGUCUCAAGUGGCUCCCACCCGGCCACGGUGGAACAUCCAUGGACACGUGUCCGAUGCAAGCAUCAGCUUGGGGGAGUCCGUGUCAGAAGUGGCUCCCACUCGGCCACGGUGGAACACCCAUGGACACGUGUCCGAUGCCAGCAUCAGGGUCGGGGAGAACGUGUCGGACGUGGCUCCCACCCGGCCACGGUGGAACACCCAUGGACACGUGUCUGACGCCAGCAUCAUCUUGGGGGAGCCUGUGUGGGACGUGGUUCCCACCCGGCCACGGUGGAACACCCACAGACACGUGUCUGACGCCAGCAUCAGCUUGGGGGAGCCUGUGUCGGACGUGGUUUCCACCCGGCCACGGUGGAACACCCAUGCACCCGUCCCUCCGCCCCACAUGAUGCUGGGGGCUGUCUCACCAGAAGCUGAGCCCAACACACCCAGGCCCCAACAGAGCCCCGCUGGCCACACGUCCCAGUCAGCGUUCAGCCUGGGAGCACAGAGCACUGUGCUGGACUGUGGGUCACGGCUGCCUGUAGAAGUGGGGCCAUCUCUGUCCUCCCUCAGCUCAGGCUGCCGGGAGGAGAGCAUCAGCAUUGGGGAGAACGUGUCAGACGUGGCUCCCACCCAGCCAUGGUCGCCCAACACCCCGGGAGACGGCGUCUCUGAAGAACUAGGCCCUGGGAGGAGCGGGGACACUGAGGAGCCACUGAACUCACAGGAAAACGCAGCUGCCCAGAGCAGCCCAGGCCCUGGUGAGGAGGCGGCAUUGGCGGCGGAGGCUCAGGGCGGUGAGCAGGCCUACCUGGCAGGCCUGGCAGGGCAGUACCACUUGGAGCGGUACCCGGACAGUUACGAGUCCAUGUUAUGUGCUCCAUCUCCUGCAGCUGAGCCACCCAUCGCUCACCUUUUGCGCCCUGUGCUUCCCCGGGCCUUCGCCUUUCCCGUGGACCCCCAGGUCCAGUCUGCCGCGGAUGAGACUGCUGUGCAGCUGAGCGAGUUGCUGACGCUGCCCGUGCUCAUGAAGCACUCCAUCACGGCACCAUUGGCCGCCCACAUCUCCUUGGUGAACAAGGCUGCCGUCGACUAUUUCUUUGUGGAGCUGCACCUGGAGGCGCACUACGAGGCGCUGCGGCACUUCCUGCUGAUGGAGGACGGCGAGUUCGCCCAGUCCCUCAGCGACCUCCUCUUUGAGAAGCUUGGGGCCGGGCAGACACCCGGGGAGCUGCUCAACCCGCUGGUGCUGAACUCUGUGCUGAGCAAGGCCCUGCAGUGCAGCCUGCAUGGGGACACCCCGCACGCCUCCAACCUCUCCCUCGCCCUCAAGUACCUGCCCGAGGUGUUUGCCCCCAACGCCCCAGAUGUGCUCAGCUGCCUGGAGCUCAGGUACAAGGUGGACUGGCCGCUCAAUGUUGUCAUCACUGAGGGCUGCCUGAGCAAGUACAGCGGCGUCUUCUCCUUCCUGCUGCAGCUGAAGCUCAUGAUGUGGGCGCUCAAGGAUAUCUGCUUCCACCUCAAGCGCACAGCCCUGCUGAGCCACAUGGCCAGCUCCGUGCAGUUCCGCCAGCUGCAGCUGUUCAAGCAUGAAAUGCAGCACUUCGUGAAGGUCAUCCAGGGCUACAUCGCCAACCAGAUCCUGCACGUCACCUGGUGCGAGUUCAGGGCCAGGCUGGCCACCGUGAGCGACCUGGAGGAGAUCCAGCGUGCACACGCAGAGUACCUGCACAAGGCCGUCUUCAGGGGCCUGCUCACGGAGAAGGCGGCGCCUGUCAUGAACGUCAUCCACAGCAUCUUCAGCCUCGUGCUCAAGUUCCGCAGCCAGCUCAUCUCCCAAGCCUGGGGCCCCGCUGGGGGCCCGCGGGGUGCAGAGCACCCCAACUUUGCACUCAUGCAGCAGUCCUACAACACCUUCAAGUACUACUCCCACUUUCUCUUCAAAGUGGUGACCAAGCUGGUGAACCGCGGCUACCAGCCCCACCUGGAGGACUUUCUGCUGCGCAUCAACUUCAACAACUACUACCAGGACACCUGAGGCUGCUCUGCGGGGGACAUGCACAAUAAAGGUGUCCUCAGACCCUG